UGUAUUAAUCAGCAUGUAACAUAUUAUAUUAUCUCGCAUUUAAUUGAAUAGAUAACAAAAUGGGUCAAUAGAGCUAUGUAAGUAUGGGAGACAAAUGCGUAAAGUUAGUGAUGAUGUCGUAGAAACUUAUUUACAUUAUCUCUCCCUUGCGCAUGAAGUAAACAAAUUACGUCAUACCUUAUGUCACUGAACCCUCUUGCGCAUGAAAUAAACUAUAAUAUUUAAGAAUUUUGAUGCCAUAUAACACCGUCUCGUACCAUUACAUAUAGAUAUAGUGUACAAUGACUAUAUAAUAUGGUCUGAAUAUGCUCAACUAAGGCCACGACAUCCAAGAACAUGUUAUAUAUUAUUGAUAUGUUCACGCAAAAUGACAACUCUGACAUUCAUAUGGGUUGUGUUUUAUUAUUUUUGGGUAUAUAUAUAACUUUCUGUGGUUACCAGUAAUAACUUAUUACUGCUCACAUUGAUCUUGGGUUUAUAUACGUGUUCAUGACAAUUAUUUUUGAGGGAAAUCGUCAGAUCUAAAAAAAAUUAUAUAGUACGCUGAAUAAUAAUAUUCUCUUUAAUUUGGGAUUUAUAAUUGUAUUCGAAGUUUAGCAUAUAUAUCAGGCAAAGUUUUCAUUCAGUCUAGUUAAACGCGCAUAGUCUGACAAGCGAUUGAUAACCAUAUAUACAUUACCAUAUAUAAAAAGAAUUAUCCGCCAUAUUAGUUCAAGUUAUGUGGACCAAAAUGGAAAAUAUUAUCGACUUAAUUAACAUAAUUAGGUUAAAGACAAAUUCUGAGACUCUCAGUCAAUCAUUGAACUUUUCUCCAUAUCAUAACAAUAUAUUAACAAUGUUUCAUUAUUUAUUAUAUAUGAUGUUUCAGAGAAAAGCAAAAAUAUUAAGAAAAUAUAAUUUCUCUUAUAAAAAUUCUCAAAAAUAUAAAUUAAAAAUAAUACAACAAAUAAGAAAAGAAUAUGUAUAAUUUAAUUGAUUAAACAGUAUUCAGUAAAUUUAAAAUUGACACAGAAAUAUCAAAACAUCAUAUAUUUUGAAACAAUAAAUUUUUUAAAAUAUUAUAUAUUAUGAUAUGGAAGGAGUAUUCAUAUUGAAACAUACAGAAGGAGAAGAAACCAGGUAUAGACCUAAAGUGUUUUAAACAAGAAAUAUUGUUUGAUUGAUUCAUAAAGAGAAGACAUGAAAACAAGUUCAUGCGCUCUACAUGAGCUCUAUAAACUAAACCCUCUCUCGUUACAAUUUAUUGAGAACAAAAAAUACAUAAAAUCUGCUGCACAUAAAUUAAUUUAGAAUCUGAAGCAAGAAUAUGAGUUUGAUGUGUGGUCCAGUUGAGUUUUAUGUCAAUAUGAAUAUAUAGGCCAUAUACCCUUUAAAAAAACUGUAUAUACUAAUUAACAAACCCAUUAAAAUGGUAUUGUAUCAUUCAGACAAUGAAAAUAGUAUUUUACAUAAAAUGUCACAUGUCACAUGCAAGGUCAUUGACCCCAAAACUAAAAUGUUUGUGUAUAUAAUGUCUCUAUAUAUUAGUUUCUCAAUGUGCCUCUCUAAAUAUAAUCUCUCUCUCUCCCUCUCUCCUUCUCUCACUAACCAAAUGGAUCCUCGAAUCGCCGCAACAUCCGUGUUCCGGUGGUCUCGGAGUCGCCGGAAGAUUCAUAUCCGCCGUAGAAAGUCACAGGUAGUGCGUCUUGGCGGGAAUCACAACGUGGUGCCACGUGGCGGAUUCUCGUUGAAGAAGAUGGUGAGGAAGAUGAAGCUGAGAUGGUUGAGAUUACACUACGUGAGACUGGUGAAGAAGAUCAACGGGUUUUAUCGUAAUUUGGUGAAAGAGUUCUUAGACGCAGGAGCUGAGCUUGAAGCGAUUCAGAAGCGAAUGGCGGUUGAAGCGGGUUCGUUUGCGGUUCCGGGUUUCGGUCUAUCUUUCGCCUCUAUGUCAGUUCAUGACCGAGCAAGGCAUUUUCUUGUAUAGUAAUAAUAUUAAUAAUCACAUUCAUAAGCUUUUGUUAAUUACCUUUAUUGUUGUUGUAAUUGUAUCUUAUAAACUCUAUAUUAUUUUUCACUGUGAUUUCGUAUUUCGUGGAAUCAUGAGACCGCUGGGAUGUGACAUUGGAAUUAGUAGCAUAUAUGGUUUUAAAACUAUAUAGUUAAUAUCCAGACGCAAAAACUAUACCAUACGUAGGUGAAGAAAGAUAAUGAUUAGGUGAGAGAUAAUAAAACAUUGCUGGUUACAAUUACAAAAGAUAUUUUCUACUUUCUAGUAUUAAUAUUUUGAUAAAACAAUAGAAUGAAAAAGAUUACAAGUUACAAACAUACGCAUAUAUGCCUAUACGAUCUUAAAAAAAAUGUGUGUGCGUAGUAACGUGAUUAGGAGAUACUCCUGUCUUUUUAAGGGAUUGAGUUAAGAUGAAUGCCUUGCUGGAAAUGCAGUUAGGCAUUGAGCUGAAUAAAAUACUAGUACUAACUAUCAUUAUUAUUAUUCAGAUCUUUAUCAAUACUGUACACUCAUUACAUGACAAACUCGCCGAUUCCCGAUAUAAUUUAGAAAUAUUUAAUCAGAUUUUGGAAGAUUGCUUUACAGGAAUCUCUAUGCUUAAGCAACCAACAAUAAUUUACAAAGUUAAAGUUUCCAUACAUCACACAAACUUUCUGGGAGCAGAAACAUCAAUUUAAAAUAAAUACAUUAAAUAGUUAUCUUUUAUUUUGUGUUUUCUAAUAAAUAAAUAAUGUUAGGUUGAUUUUUUUUCUGUUUAUAUAUCAUGUGUAAAAUAGUAAAAAGAAAAAGAAUCUCUAAGCGUAAGCAACAAAGUAUGUACUCAUAAAGUAAAUUAAUAUUUAGUCAGUAACAGUUUCAAUAGAUGAUAUAUAAGAAUAUAUGUGUUGUUGAUAUUAAUAUCCUUGUAAUGAAAGUGUUUUGAAAAGACUAUUUGACAAAUUGUAGUUCUGUCAUGGAUCUUAUAAAAUCUGCUAGAUUAAUAAUAUCAACAUAUCAGUAGUACGCAACGGGCGUUAACCAUAUCAGUAGACAUGAUAGUCUCUGAUCAUAAAUCCAUUAAAGGCGCGGAAAUAUUUCACCUGAUUGUAAGAGAUAUUCGAACGUUGAUUUGAUUCAACGGUAUUACUUGACGGUAAGAUUUACCUGUCGUAUCCUAAGAUAUUAACAAUAUAAUAGAGUUAAAUUCAAUGAUACUCUAUUUUAUAAUGAAAAAUAAACAGAAAAUAAAAUAUUAGCAUUUUUAUUCUAAAUUCUAUUUUAUUGAAAAUAGAGUGAGAUUGAAGAUACUAUAACACAAGUUGUACGAUCCUCUUUGUUCUCCAUCUUCACCAUAAAGAAGAUAGUUUCUUAGAGAUAGUGAAAUAAACAUUUUAUCAAUUCUUUAAUUUAGCAUGGAUUAAAAAAACUUCCAGAAAAAAAACUUUCUUGAAUUUAGCAUAGACUUUGCAUUUUGACAACGUCCAACAACUUCGAAAGCUUCAUCACAUGGAGGAUUGGUAUAUGCUGAUUGAGAUUGCUGCUGGCCGUUGCAUAACAUUGGUGGUUCAAGGGUUUAAGAAUGUAUUGGUUGUACUCAAAUGAAUGAAUAAACAUAAAAUUAUGAGAUUUAAGUAUACUCACGGUUUCGCAUGUACGUUACCUAUUACGUGGUUGCGUAAAGGAGGAGGUUAAAGUUCAAAGUGUCCUGGGAUGGGUGGUGGUUCAAGUUUGCACUCUGACUCUAAUUAAUCACUUUUGCUUCUAACGUAAUCACCUCUAACUAUUUCUUUUAUUAUGAGAACAAUCCCUCCCUUUACACAUUUUCACGAAAUGAUACACUUCUUUUUUCAUUUAAUCAAAACUAUAUUUGAAGAAGAGAUCCGAUACUCGUCGGCUUCUUAUUUACACGUGUACAUAUGAACUCAUGAAUGGAAUAUCACAUGUGUGCAAUAAGAAUACAACUUUUUUUUUUUUUGACUUUUUGUGUUUCUUAAUUGAUGUAUUUACCAAAGUUUUGUUUUGUUUUCGACCGAAAGUCAAAUACAAAAAAACAGGUGUUGAUAUUGUUGAGUCGCGACCGUAAGCAAUAUAUACGAUUAGACGGCGAUGCGUUUAAUCACAAGAUUCAGGCACGGCCGUUGAUUUAUGUAGUAGGUAAACCAUUCCCACAAGUCACGGAGGCUGAGCCCGACCGUGAAUGAUGACCUGGCACGAAACUGUAAGCUUGGCCGCCAAACGUGACACGUGUCUUCUUUAGGGCAUCUCCAACUCCACUCUAUUUUUCACUCUAAAAUAGAAUUUAGAGUAAAAAUGCUCCAAUGGUACUCUAUUUUCCACUCUAUAAUAGAGUAAAAAAUGGGUUUACUCUAUAUAUAGAGUAAGUUGUUUUUUGUUUGUUCAUCACUCUAUUUUUCACUCUAAAAUAGAGUACCAUUAGAAUAUAUCACAACUCUAUUAUAGAGUCACUCUAUUUUAGAGUAAAAAAUAGAGUGAACCAUUGGAGAUGGUCUUAGCUCCGUCCCAUUAACUCGACGUGGUAAUUGUGUUUGUUGCAGACUUGCAGUGAUAGUUCUUCUACGAGGGUUCGUCGGUGUCCUUAUCAAAAUGUGAAAAUUACUUGUUAAAAAACUGUAGUAUUUGUGAAGCAAUAAAAAUUGGCACCUAGAAGCUGAAUAAAACGUAUUUGAAAUUUCCAUAUUGUCCUUAUCUAACAUCAUUUGCGAUAUGUUCUUGUCAAGAUUUCAAAUUUUCAAUAUGUUACUUUUGAUAAACUUCUUAUUUGCUCAAUAUAAUCUUUGAUAUUGUAAGAUAUACCCUUUUGUCUAAGGGAAUACAAAAUCGAAUAUGUAGCUGUCAGCUUCUAAAAUUAUGGAAAUGCAAUUUUAAACAAGAAACACAUAGUUCCAGAGUAAAACAACUAAACCCAACGAACACAACCAGAACCAAGACCAAAUAAACUACCAUGAAAGAUGGAAAGUAAGUGAAAUUUUCAAAAAGAAAACGAAGAAAAUGGAGGAAAUAAGUAAAGAGUAAAAAAUAACGUAAAAACAUAAACCUAAAGACAGUUUACAAAAAAAAAAACAACCUAAAGACACUGAUUAAUACAAAUCAAAGGCCCAAACGGGAAUCAAAUUUCAUAUACUCUUAGUUUUUAUCUGAUAAUUAACUUUGCAAUUUUACAUCUCCACCAAAAAUAAGCUUUAUAAGCACAUAUAUACUAAACCAAUUAAAGAAAAAAUAAGCUUUAUAAGCACAUAUAAGAUAAAAAUAA
Messenger RNA from Brassica rapa (field mustard), 5240 nucleotides. RefSeq lists its product as uncharacterized. The record is from RefSeq and is a predicted model, not a curated record. NCBI's taxonomy places the organism in Eukaryota, Viridiplantae, Streptophyta, Magnoliopsida, Brassicales, Brassicaceae.